CGACAGACAGUCCUGUCAUUGACAUCAGACACUAGUGUCUACCGCAUUAUUACGAGCCAAUUGUUAGCCUGAGCCAAGCGGACCCCACUCAACUUCCCAUGCGACGCCGUUGAUUGAACCUGGGUUUCGAGACGUUCCCAUCACACCCAGCGAAGUUCCGAACUGACAUCAUUAGAGCUCCACAGCGGACAGGCGAGGCGACGAUGCAGAUUGUGGAUGUCAGCUAUAAGAGGUCCAUGACUACGGCGAAGUCCCAGCACAAGACACCGCUCUUCACACUGCUCUUCAAGACUGAAGAUUACUCGACAUCACCCGCACAACUUUUGCAACCAAAUACAGCAUGCUCUCCACCACCCGUGUCGGAGCUAUCGCAAUGAAGGCCUCGCGCCCCCUCCGCGCUCAGGUUGGCCUACGCUGCAUCUCCUCGAAGGGCGACUCCCGAGCGCCAGACAUCGAAGGUGUGGACCCUCGCUUCCCAGGAGAGUCAGAGGGGCUCCAGCGGCGAUCGCUGAAGAUGCGGUACGCGACCUGGGCAGGGGCCAUCGUUGCGGGCGGCGUCGCGUACUUCAUGUGGUCCGGGAUGAAUCCGGACAAGGCCAAGCAGAAGGUGCAGAGCUAGGGGAGGUCGACUCAACCCGUGACAGGAUGGGGAGGCAAGGCCAUCACAGGGGGUUACCACGAGUUGGAGGGGAAGUUAUAUUAGUGUGAGAGGGAUCAAGAAGCUGCGAACAGGAGCCGCGGUCAAUCACGCACUAACUGGCGUGAGAUGCAGAAGUCGCACGGCAAGGCACUGGCGGCGCACAGGCAACGCACAGGCGGCGUACCCGCAGUCGGCGCGCUCAUUGUCUAUAUGUAUAGUCUGUCUAGUUUAGUCCACACGGAAAGUCACACCUGAGAGCGCAC
Messenger RNA from Cutaneotrichosporon oleaginosum, 903 nucleotides. RefSeq lists its product as uncharacterized. The record is from RefSeq and is a predicted model, not a curated record. NCBI's taxonomy places the organism in Eukaryota, Fungi, Basidiomycota, Tremellomycetes, Trichosporonales, Trichosporonaceae.